GUUGGCGCGGGCGGGGGAGGGUGUGCGGCGCGCGCUCCUGUGAUCUGGGGCUCCUGUCUGUGGCGAAGGGACCUGCGAGCGAGCGGCGACACCAGCGGCGGGGAACCGACGAAGGGUUGGGAAACUGAGGCACAGAGAAGUUAAGCCUAGCUCAGAGGAGAACACCUACAACAUUUUCCUGAAUGAGCUUCUCCUCAAUGUUACGUUGCUUUCUCCGGUCUCCUGUUCGAUUUCUUCUGCCAUCACGGCUUCCUGUGCUUCGGCAACUAUAAAGGUGUUGCCAUGGUGAUGGCAGCGGAGGACAGCAUGGUGCGGGUGGUGGUGCGGGUGCGGCCCCCCACCCCUCGGGAGCUGGACAGUCAACGUCGGCCUGUGGUUCAGGUGGUGGACGAGCGGGUGCUGGUGUUUAACCCUGAGGAGCCCGAUGGAGGGUUCCCUAGCCUGAAAUGGAGCAGCACCCAAGAUGGCCCCAAAAGGAAGGGCAAAGACCUGACAUUUGUCUUUGACCGGGUCUUUGGUGAGGCAGCCACCCAACAGGAUGUGUUCCAGCACACCACCCACAGCAUCCUGGACGGCUUCCUCCAGGGCUACAACUGCUCAGUGUUUGCCUACGGGGCCACUGGGGCCGGGAAGACACACACCAUGCUGGGAAGGGAGGGGGACCCUGGCAUCAUGUACCUGACCACCGUGGAGCUAUACAGGCGUCUUGAGGCCCUCCAGGAGGAGAAGCGCUUCGAAGUGCUCAUCAGCUAUCAGGAGGUAUACAAUGAGCAGAUCCACGACCUCCUGGAGCCCAAGGGGCCCCUUGCCAUCCGUGAGGACCCCGACAAGGGGGUGGUGGUGCAAGGACUUUCUUUCCACCAGCCAACCUCAGCUGAGCAGCUGCUGGAGAUGCUGACCAGGGGGAACCGGAACCGCACACAGCACCCUACUGAUGCCAACGCCACAUCCUCCCGCUCCCACGCCAUCUUCCAGAUCUUCGUGAAGCAGCAGGACCGGGUUCCAGGACUGACCCAGGCCGUUCAGGUGGCCAAGAUGAGCCUGAUUGACCUGGCUGGCUCGGAGCGGGCAUCCAGCACCGGCGCGAAGGGAGAGCGGCUGCGGGAGGGCGCCAAUAUCAACCGCUCUCUGCUGGCCCUCAUCAACGUCCUCAACGCCCUGGCUGACGCAAAGGGCCGCAAGACUCACGUGCCCUACCGGGACAGCAAACUGACCCGCCUGCUCAAAGACUCCCUUGGGGGCAACUGCCGCACGGUGAUGAUCGCUGCUGUCAGCCCCUCCAGCCUGGCCUACGAGGACACGUACAACACCCUCAAGUAUGCCGACCGGGCCAAGGAGAUCAGGCUCUCGCUGAAGAGCAACGUGAUCAGCUUGGACUGUCACAUCAGCCAGUAUGCCACCAUCUGCCAACAGCUCCAGGCUGAGGUAGCUGCUCUGAGAAAGAAGCUCCAGAUGUAUGAGGCAGGAGCCCAGCCCCCACAUCAGGACUUCCUAGGGUCCCCCAAGUUGGGCCCACCACAACAACACCUUCCCAGCUCUCCCUUACCACCUUGCCCUCCCAGCCAGCCCUGCACCCCAGAGCUCCCCUUGGGGUCUGGAGCCCUUCAAGAGAAGAGCCUGGAGACAGAGGCCCAGGUAGAGAGGGUUGUGGAAGGGAACUCUUCAGACCAGGAGCAGUCCUCAGAGGACAAGGACAAAGGCCCAGCAAAGGAGGUUCCAAUCCAGAUGCUGGAGCAGAGCCUCAGGCAUCCACUGCCAGGGCCCCCUGGCCCGACCCUGCAGCCCAAACUCAUCUUGGGCCACCGCUCACCACAGAAGCUGGACAGGGACCGUCCUAUGCAGUUGGCCCUGAAGGUACUGUGCCUGGCCCAGCGGCAGUACUCCCUGCUCCAAGCAGCCAACCUCCUGACCCCCGACAUGAUCACAGAGUUUGAGACCCUGCAGCAGCUGGUGCAAGAGGAAAAAACUGAGCCUGGGGCAGAGGCCUCCAGGACUCCUGGGCUGGCCAGAGGGACACCUCUGGCUCAGGAGCUGUGUUCAGAGUCAAAGUCUCCAGCAUACUCUGGCCCUGUGACCCGGACCAUGGCAAGGCGACUGAGUGGCCCCAUGCACACUCUGGGCAUCCCACCUGGGCCCAAGUGCUCCCCGGCCCAGGCAUCCCGAUGGCCGAUGGAGAAGAAGAGGAGGAGGAGACCAAGCCCCUCGGAGCCAGACAGUCCCCCAGCCCCAAAGCAGAGAAGCAAGCGCCAGCGCCAGUCCUUCCUGCCCUCCCUGAGGAGAGAGUCUUUGCCUGAGGCCCAGCUGUCAUUUGGGCCCAGCACCCCCAAUGGGGGAAGGCCCUCCUCCCCCUGCCAUUCUUCUCGAGUCUGCCCAGCCACAGUCAUCAAAAGCCGGGUGCCCCUGGGCCCUUCGGCCAUGCAGAACUGCUCCACCCCUCUGGCCCCACCCACUCGGGAUCUCAAUGCCACCUUUGAUCUCUCUGAGGAAACCCCCUCAAAGCUCAGUUUCCGUGAAGGCGCUGGCUGGGAGAAAGUCCCCCAGGAGCUGAACAGGCUGGACCAGCCCUUCAUGCCCAGUGGACCCGUGCUGUUCACCAUAAAGGGCCCCAAGCCAACAUCUUCUCUCCCUGGGACCUUGGCCUGCAAGAAGAGGCGCAUUGUGAGUUCCUCAGUCUCCCGGGGCCACAGCCGCAUCGCCCGCCUCCCCAGCAGCACCUUGAAGAGGCCAGCUGGGCCCCUCGCAAUCCCAGCCCCCCCAUCCAACUGGCCUGUAGAGCUGUCCUUGAGUCCCCUCCACGCUGGGGACAGGAGGAGCAGGAAGGAACUCACUGGGGUUGGGAGAGUGCUGUCUGCUGGGAACUGUAUCGCCAAGGUGUCCUGACCCACCAGCCCCUCUAGGCUGGCCACCCCGACUUGGUCCCUGGAGCCGCCUACACCAGGAGCCCUGACCUGCCUUCCUUACCUCAGAGCAGUUAAUGCCCACACGCCUUUCCUUUAUUAACACCCUUCCCCCAACCAUCCAUUCUGCUACUCGCUCUCUUUAUUAAUCUCUUAUCAUCACUCUCAGCUUCUCAGCAGGUACAUAUUCAUUUGUGAGUGUUAACAUGUUGCUUUUUUAAAGGGCGCUGCCAUGUUCCCCUCUCAUUUAUGAUGCCCUCCAAGCAGGCAGGGGGCCCUUUUGGACUCUCUUGCUGGCCUGUGUCUAACACAGGGCCCUGCAGUGAUGGCCACAGGCAGUGGAGGAGAACGGGAUGGGGCAUCCCAGCUUCCUGGUUUCUGAGAGAGGGGCAUCUUCAGCCCAGAGCAGAAGCUCUAGUCUCUGGCCACAGUCCUGGUGAUGAUGUGGGUGAUGGUGGUGCCUGGAUUUCCAAAUGAGGACAGCUUUACUGUUUUUGCCCUGUUGUGGACAAGAUGCACCUUCAGUGCAAAAGAAAAUGUAAAGAAGAAAGGGGAACACAGCCUAAUGCUACCACCUGGAUAUAAAUGCUAGUAAUACUGAUGUUUAUAAGCCUCUGAUCCUUUAUUUCUGCAUAUAUACAUAUAUAUAAAUAUAAAUGUAGAUAUAGAUAUAUUUUUUAUAAUAAUUAAUAAACUG
Messenger RNA from Lemur catta (Ring-tailed lemur), 3594 nucleotides. It is a transcript of the gene KIF18B, whose product is annotated as kinesin family member 18B. The record is from RefSeq and is a predicted model, not a curated record. Gene Ontology annotation, molecular function: ATP binding; microtubule binding; microtubule motor activity. The transcript is spliced from 17 exons. NCBI's taxonomy places the organism in Eukaryota, Metazoa, Chordata, Mammalia, Primates, Lemuridae. Gene Ontology annotation, biological process: microtubule-based movement. The coding region runs from base 283 to 2880 and encodes 865 amino acids.